CUCCUCUUUCCCCCCCCGUUUCCACCUCUCUUCCUCUCUUUUCUUUCUUAUGCUCUUCCCAAUCGCUUUGUCUCUUUUUUGGUCUCACCUAAAUUAAAAUAUAAUUCCAUAACAUGACCAAUCACAACUACUGGAUGGUUCCUUCCUUUUGAUUUUCUUUCUUUUACAACUUUCCAUCUGGACAUAGCAAAAAAGCAGAGAGAUCUAUAGUUUCACUGAACUUGCAGUAGAUGGCAUCAUCAUCAUCGGAAAACUUGGCCAACAUUGAAUCGUGGGCGUUUCGUCCCAGCUUUGCUGAUUCUUGGCUCUCCGAAGCCGAAGCUCUUACCAGGGCACUCCAGUACUCCUUCUCUACUUCCUUCUCUAACUCUGAUUCGCAUUCUCUUUCCCCGCUCUUCGGCCUUGUCAACUCUAACCCCUUACCGACGCCUACUCCUACCCCCAGCGGGUCAAACGUUUCAGGCUCUGACCCUGAAACCACUGUUAAACGUCAGCGGACACUACUCAAGCCCCUUCCCACUGGAAAAGUCUCCAAGUCCAAACGCAAGUCUCGUGCCUCCAAGUUCUCUCAAACCACUUUCAUAAAGGCGGAUCCGGCCAAUUUCAGGCAGAUGGUGCAACAGGUGACUGGAGUCCGCUUUUGUAACGCGCAGAUGUCUUUGAGUCCGAUCCUGAAGCCCGAGCCUCAAAGACCCGGAUGCCUGCCUACGCUCGACACAUCAGCCUUUUUGUUGGAUCAGCAGCAGCCAUCUUCAGGAGCUGUUUCCGGGUCCAGCUUAGUUCCAUUACGGUCUUCAGACGGUAUAGCUUCUGCUGAAGCUACCUUAGAUCCCAACAGUUUUCCCUGCUUUCCCACUCUAGAAUCCUGGAAAGCCUAGUUUUUCAUUUUUGCUAGUUAUUUAAAUUAUCAGCUGUACCCUGCUUUUUUGCUACUAGUUUAUCAUUUUCGGAGUAGAAUAUGGGUGGAGCUGUUAAUAUAGUUUCUUUUCCCCCCAUUUUUUUUGACUCCAUGAUGUUCAUGUAGAUUAGUAUGGUUCAUGAGUGAUAUUAUAAUGGCUAAUUUAUUUUACCA
Gossypium raimondii (Peruvian cotton) is the source of this 1072-nucleotide messenger RNA. RefSeq names its product calmodulin-binding protein 25. NCBI's taxonomy places the organism in Eukaryota, Viridiplantae, Streptophyta, Magnoliopsida, Malvales, Malvaceae. Gene Ontology annotation, molecular function: calmodulin binding. The record is from RefSeq and is a predicted model, not a curated record. The transcript has a single exon. Gene Ontology annotation, biological process: response to osmotic stress. The coding region runs from base 231 to 878 and encodes 215 amino acids. Gene Ontology annotation, cellular component: nucleus.